Messenger RNA from Penicilliopsis zonata CBS 506.65, 1335 nucleotides. RefSeq lists its product as hypothetical. Gene Ontology annotation, biological process: transmembrane transport; intracellular polyamine homeostasis. The record is from RefSeq and is a predicted model, not a curated record. Gene Ontology annotation, molecular function: polyamine transmembrane transporter activity. The transcript is spliced from 2 exons. The coding region runs from base 1 to 1335 and encodes 444 amino acids. Lineage: Eukaryota; Fungi; Ascomycota; Eurotiomycetes; Eurotiales; Aspergillaceae.
AUGAACCCCCUCUUUUCCUCUCUGGAUGACUCGAAAGAGCAUCCCCGCCCCCAUAAAUGGCUCUUCACCUCCAUCGUCUCCCUCACAGCUGCGGCGGCGCCGUUAGGAAGCACGAUCUUGAUGCCGGUUCUCGCGUCUAUUGCCUCCGACUUUCAUACCUCCCCCUCCAUCGCCAACCUGUCGGUGGCCUUUUACUCCCUCGCCAUCGCCUUCCUCCCCCUAUGGUGGUCGAGUCUGGCGGAACUGUACGGGCGCCGACCGGUGUAUCUCGCCUCCUUCACCCUGUUCAUCGUCUUCAACAUUCUCUCUGCCUUUAGCUCCAGCAUCGUCAUGUUCAUCCUGAUGCGCGUGCUGGCGGGCGGCGCAUCGGCCUCGGUGCAGGCUGUGGGCGCCGGGACUGUCGCCGAUCUGUGGGCUGUCAAGGAGCGCGGCCGGGCAAUGGGCAUCUUCUUCCUGGGGCCGAUGCUGGGCCCAUUGAUUGCGCCCAUCAUCGGGGGUGCUGUCGCCCUGCGAUGGAGCUGGCGGAGCACGCAGUGGGUGAUGGUGAUCUACGGGGUGAUUGUCCUGUUGUUGCUGUUCUUCUGUCUGCCUGAGACCAAGCACAAGCCGAAACAGACGCCCGGAGAGGGAGAAAAGCCAGAGCAAAAGUCGUCCAUCUGGUCCAUUCUCGUUGCCCCCUUGUCGCUUCUCCCCAUGUUGCGCUCCAUGCCCAUUUUCAUCACCGUCUACUACGCCAGCAUCACGUUCGCCAGCUACUACCUGCUCAACAUCUCCGUGCAGGCCACCUUCUCCUCUGCUCCGUACUCCUUCUCCACCAUGCUCGUCGGCCUGAUGUACGUCCCGUCCUCGCUCGGGUACAUCCUCUCUGCCACCCUCGGCGGCCGCUGGACAGACCGGAUCAUGCACGCGGCCGCCGAAAAGGCCGGUCGCUACGACGAGAACAACAAUCUCAUCAUGAUCCCCGCCGAUCGCAUCGGUUUGAACGCCUGGAUCGCCGGGUUGUUGUAUCCUGCCGCCUUACUCACCUACGGCUGGACCGCAGGCGAACACGUCUUCUGGUUCGGUCCUUGCGUGGCCACUUUCUUCUACGGCGUCGGGAACAUGCUCGUCUUCGGCGUCACGACCACCAUGCUGACCGAGUUUGUGCCUAGCAAGCCUAGCACGGGAGUUGCGCUGAAUAACCUGCUGCGAAACUCGCUGGCCUGUAUUGCUUGUGUCGUCGCCCAGCCCUUGAUGGAUGCCAUCGGGAAUGGAUGGUUGUUUACCGGCAUGGCGGUCAUUUGCUGGCUGAGUGGCUUGACCUUGGUUGCGAUGAAGAGAUUGGGGAAUAAAUAG